GAGGCCGGAGCGCGGUCGCGGCGUCAGUUGGUGUUUGGCCGCCGUGACGGGAGGGUUAAGGUUGACACGAUGCCGAAGGAAAUAGCCAACAUGUUCAAUCCGGCCCUCAAAGUAUCCCAAAUCUCGCACUGUUCCUCCAUGGAACAGUACAAGCAGAUGCACGAGAAGUCCCUCAAGGACCCCGAGGCGUUCUGGGGGGAGAUAGCCAAGCAGUUCCAUUUCGAGGAGAAGGUGAAAGGCAAAUUUCUGGACUACAAUUUUGACACUUCGAAAGGAAAGAUAUUUGUGCGUUGGAUGGAAGGCGCCAAGACCAACAUUUGCUACAACUGUCUUGAUCGGCAUGUCCUGGCGGGCAAGGGAGAGCAAAUCGCUUUCUACUGGGAGGGGAACGACCCUGCCGACGCCGAGGUGGUGACUUACGCGCAGCUGCUGAAGGAUGUGUGUCGCGUGGCCAACGUGCUGAAGGCGAAGGGCGUGACAAAGGGUGACUGUGUGGCCAUCUACAUGCCCAUGGUGAAGCAGCUCGUGGUGGCCAUGCUCGCCGUGGCCAGGAUCGGGGCCGUGCACUCCAUUGUGUUUGGUGGGUACUCUGCAGACAGCCUUGCUGACCGCAUGCUGGAUGCUCAAGCAUCAGUACUCAUCACUGCUGAUGCUGUGUGGAGAGGACCCAAGCUUAUUGCCCUCAAAGAGAUUGCUGAUGAUGCACUGAAGCUGUGUCGUGGCAAGGGCCUGGAGGUGAAGAUGAACCUGGUAGUGCAGCACAUGAACAAUGUUACUGCCCCCCAACCCUCCAACGGUUCUGCAGCUAAUGGUAAUCCAGCCAAGAAGACUCACUUUGAUGAUAAGGGCAACUACAAGGUAGUUAACUGGGACUCAUCAGUGGAUUUAUGGUGGCACGAAGUGGUGUCUACCUCCAGCAGUGAGUGUGACCCUGAGUGGAUGGACACAGAGGAUCCACUCUUCAUGCUCUACACCAGUGGUAGCACAGGUAAGCCCAAAGGAGUCUUACACACCAUUGGGGGCUACAUGCUCUACACUGCCACCACUUUCAAGUAUUCCUUUGACUACCACCCUGGAGAUGUCUACUUUUGCACUGCAGACAUUGGCUGGAUCACUGGCCACUCCUAUGUUACCUAUGGACCCCUGUUGAAUGGGGCCACAUCUGUCCUGUUUGAAGGUGUCCCAACGUAUCCUCACACAGGCCGAUUCUGGGAGAUUAUUGAGAAGUACAAAGUUAGUAAAUUUUACACAGCCCCUACGGCUAUAAGGACCCUCAUGAAGUUUGGAGACGAACCUGUGAAGAAGUAUGACCUCUCGAGUCUUGCUGUACUUGGGAGUGUUGGGGAGCCUAUCAAUCCUGAAGCCUGGCUGUGGUACUACCGUGUUGUUGGUGAUAGCAACGUUUCCAUUGUGGACACUUUCUGGCAGACUGAAACUGGAGGUCACGUCAUUACUCCUCUUCCUGGAGCCACACCAUGCAAGCCAGGGUCUGCUUGCUUCCCCUUCUUUGGGGUGGAGGUCGCUUUAUUGGAUGAGGAGGGUCAAGAGAUUAAAGGUGAAGGAGAGGGCUACCUUGUGUUUCGCCGACCCUGGCCAGGCAUUAUGCGGACAGUGUAUGGCAACCAUGAACGCUUUGAAACUACCUAUUUCAAGAAGUUCCCUGGAUUCUACUGCACUGGGGAUGGAGCAAGGAGGGAUAGCGAUGGAUACAUCUGGGUGACAGGUCGCAUUGAUGAUAUGCUGAAUGUCUCAGGCCACCUCCUGUCCACUGCACAGGUGGAGAGUGCACUAGUGGAGCACUCCUCUGUUGCUGAGGCAGCUGCAGUAGCUCGGCCUCACAUUGUUAAGGGGGAGUGUCUCUACUGUUUUGUGACACUUACUGAGGGUAUCCAGUUUGAAGACAAGCUUGUGGGAGAGCUAAAGACCAAAGUUCGGUCUAAGAUCGGACCAUUCGCCACACCAGACUUCAUGCAGCUUGCACCAGGCCUGCCAAAAACCAGGUCAGGCAAGAUCAUGCGGCGGGUGUUGCGCAAGAUAGCUGUGGGAGACAGGGACUUUGGGGAUAUCUCAACCCUUGCUGACCCAAGUAUUGUUGAAAAGCUCUUUGAACUCAGACCCAAGGGGGCCAGCAAGUAGUUUGUGAUAGACAAAUAAUUUUAAAAAAUUAUUCAUACUUUGUGAUUUUUGUCAAAUUGCAAAAUUAUUAUUAUUAUUAUUAUUAUUAUUAUUAUUAUUAUUAUUAUUAUUAUUAUUAUUAUUAUUAUUAUUAUUAUUAUUAUUAUUAUUUAUUUAUUUAUUUUAUUUUUUAUUUUUUUAUCAGUGAAUUUGGUGUGGGCAGUCAGACUAUUGUCAGAGUUCAUCAGAUACUAAUGUUAUACAUUUUCAACAUGUCGUAUAUGCAUGAGCCACAUUGAAUGAGGCUUACCUGCCAUUGCAGUGCUCAGUGGUCCAAAGUUUUCACAGCUUAUGAAUCAUUGAUAUGAGAUGUGUACUAUUUAAGUAUUUGUUGUGGUUGUGGAAAUAUUUUAUCUUUUUGUGGGGAUCUUUAAUUACAUUAUUCUUCAGUCAUACUAAAGUGUCAUUGAGUUAUUUUAUCAUAAUAAUUUACUAGUGCUGUCUUUUAAUGAUGGCAACUCAUCAUCAUUCCUCUUCUUUUUAUAAGACCAUACAAUGUCAUAUGAUGACAAAUUAAAAUAAAGAUAUUUUUAUAUUUUGAUGUUUUAACUUGUUCACAUAUAAUUUUAUCAGUAUGUAAACUUUUGUAUAUUGUUUAUUUUAAUGGCUAGCAUCAAGCAAAGCAAUAGUAGCCCAGAAGAUACUCCUGCAUACAUAUACAAAGUAACAUUUAUUGAUAGAAAAAAUCAUGUUGCCUUUAUCAUGAAUGCAUACUUUCCUUGUGAGGAAAGUAAUUUCUGGGUGAGUGUUCCUAGAUAGUUAGAGAAUUUGCUUAUGGCCUUUCUUCAGCAACCUUUCUCAGUGUCAAGGGUUGCAGGUGGGUGUAGGAUCUUUGAGGAGUAAGCCCGUCCAGAUGCAGCAUCAGAAACAAGUUACUGAAUAGUCAAAGAAAAAUAUUUUGAUCUUGGCUGUUUAGAUAAGAAAUUCUUAUAGUUCUUGAAUCAUCUAAAGGUAUAUAUAUGAAAGAAAGACUGAUUAAGGUGCUACAAUGAAAAGUAGAAAAUUGUAAGGCUAUUUUACAUGUUCAUUUAUGCAUCUUGAGUAUCUCACAGAAUAAGACCACACUGCAUCUUUAAACUUGGAGUGCUGCCAUAGUUUUAUUUUUAGUUUUAUUUCGUUUUUUCAUGUAGCAGACAAUAAUUAAUUCAUGAUAAAAUCCUGGAUUUGAUUGGCAUAGAUGGUGAAGAGAUCAGAAAACUAAAAGGAUAUACGUACUAGUAGUCAAUAUAAUGCAAGUAUGUUCCAUUAAUUCUUGUUUCAGAGUUUGGCAUCUGCGGUCUCAUGGCAAGGAAAUGAACUAAGAACUAAGUUAUUACUGAUUAUUUUUUUGUGUGAGAAUUGCAGCUACUUUAAAAGAUUAUUCAGCUAAGUAAAUUUUGAUCAUCUUAGAACCUUACUUUUUCGACAUUACUAUACUUUAUAUAUUAUAUCUAUGAAUAUUGAUUAUCUAUAAGAAAUCAAAGGUAGAUAAUGGUCAGAACUGUUUCUUAUACACUGCACUGCCUAAACUUUUAUGGUGGGUUGUUGAAUUGUUUUUACACAAUCUGUGGUUCAUAAGCGUUGCUAAGAAGCCAUAAUGAGUCUAGUCAUGGUGGGAGUGGUCUAAAAGAAAUCAGCAAUACAUCUUGAAUGGAAGUGGGAAAAAAAGCAAAAUGGUUUGUAUUUAAAAUGCAUAAAGAUAGGUUAAAAAUCUUUAUGAAGCUGACAUGUCAUUAUUUUUAUAGAGAAGUCAAGAAAAUAAAUUUGUGCUGCUUAUUUUGUUUUGGUAUGUACAUGAGCUCAAAGUAAUACUUUGAUAAUACUCAAGGUAACAGUCACUCCCCACACUAGUCAAAAUCUUUGGGAAAAUUAAGUAAUGCUAACUUUUAUAAGAUAUGCAAGAUUUAAAAAUGUCCAACAAUAAUAAUUUACUUGAUGUGAUGUAUAAAAUGUGGCAAGAGAUUUAUUCAAGUGUUAACCGGUGUUCUUGUUCCAGUUGAUUAUUUAAGUCUGUCAGAUGUUUACAUGAAGUCUGUUGUUCUGGGUACUGUUGAAGUUAAAUUUAAGCAAAUUGUUAAGUGUUGUGUUAUUCUGCAUAUGUUUGUUGCCACAUGCUGAGGCCCCAUAACAAUACAGUGGGCUAUGAAGAUUAUCAAUGUUGUUGGUUGAAACAGUUUGAAAGCAAUGGAUAAUGGAUGACAAGUUUUCCUUUUCCUAGGAAGAGAGCAACAGCAUGAUGUAGUGACAACAGAUUUUAACAGUUAUCUCUUAUGUGUUAAUAUUGUGACCUGCACAACUGCCUCUCAAAGUGUGUACACAGCAACCAUGUGGGUACUGAAGUUUCAGCAUAUGACUUGAGUCCAAGUGUUGCUGUAAAGACAGGCAUGCAUAAUGCUGUUUAGAUAUGUUGUAGGAGUGUUGUGAUAUUUCUAAAAUAUUAUUUUAGUGAAAAUACCUUUAUUCAGUUAUGAUAGUGUAUUAGGUGUGUGCUGCUGUGUCACAUGAUCCCACAUCUUAGCAGCAUGAUAAUUAUGAAGAGUAAAAAAAGGAAGACUUGAGAUGUAACAAAGUUUUGUAAUGUAUAAAUUAAGACUUAUUAUACAGCUGACAGACACCGAAUUACAUUUUAUUUACUUGGAUUUAGAGCUUCCUUAUUCUGUAAUGAAUUGUGGACAUUAAAGUUGACUGUAAAAACAAUGUGCACUGAACUGUACACAUUUUGGGAGGUUAGCCACUAUAGUGAUAUGCACUCCAGUAGGAACACAAAUGGUGAAGAUUCAAAAUUGAAGAACAGAGUUUGUGUGUUGUAGAGUUGUAUAUUUACCAAAUAAUUGUACAUGUCAUAAUAUUUUUUGCACAUUGAUAAAAUUAGAUUUGCACAAUAGUAUGAUAUUAGCUAGAGUGUGGAUGGUAAAGUUAUUAAUUCAAACAAACUCAAUACUGAACUUCCCCUUAGUUAUAACUUAUUAAGGUUAUGUUUUUGUAACAAAAGCUUUAAGUGAAAUUUGUCGUUUCCCAAUUUUGGUUGUGUUUCAGAGGUACUGUGCCUAGAGGUUGUAAUAGUGAAAAUCAUUAUAGUUGGAGUUAUUGUGUGGACCAUAAACUUAAAUUCAAAACGCCACUCGAGACGUUUGUAAUGGGUUAAAAGAAGCGAUCCCCGCGAAGUGUUCAUAAAGUAAAUAUAAACGCUAGACAAAUGUAGGACACUACGGGCAUUUAGUUCAGGCCCUUUACACUAAAACUAGAUAAAUACUACAGGCAAUAACUUACAACAGUCAACACAACAUAAUCAUAUGAGAGCUGUAUGUUUAGUUUUGCUUACAUUCCAGUGUACUGUAUAUAUUUUUCAGUUCAUUUAUCAUCCUUAUGUACUUAUUUUAUAUUUCAGGGAUUAAAUAUGAAUGAAUCAAUGUA
Messenger RNA from Eriocheir sinensis (Chinese mitten crab), 5568 nucleotides. RefSeq names its product acetyl-coenzyme A synthetase, cytoplasmic-like (gene AcCoAS). Gene Ontology annotation, molecular function: acetyl-CoA synthetase activity. Gene Ontology annotation, biological process: acetyl-CoA biosynthetic process. The record is from RefSeq and is a predicted model, not a curated record. Lineage: Eukaryota; Metazoa; Arthropoda; Malacostraca; Decapoda; Varunidae. The transcript is spliced from 13 exons. The coding region runs from base 70 to 2136 and encodes 688 amino acids.